UUACAGACACACGCCUCCAAGGCAGAAGGCGAUAUUCACUUAAACACCGACCUCUACACAACUGGCUCUUCAGGUAUGUUACAUUAAGCUUAAGGAACAAGAACAGCUCAUAUUCUGCUCACUGGAUCGAGAGGAAAUCUGCUCGGGGGAUCGGAUAACCCCUUUAACCCCGUUAGUCGUUCCUCUCUACACACAUCGGCACAUCAGCAGGUCUUAACAGGUCUUGAAUCACUCAGGAUCAUCAUAAAGUUCAGCAUCCAACAAUUGCACAUCUCCAUGGCUAACUAACGGAAAGAUCUUCAUUCUGACUAGUGAUCGCAGAAUUCGAGCGUGUCUUCUGUCACGUGACUUUUUUCGUACAUUGUAACCCUUAUUCUGAAAACCAUGAAUCUCUCGUUGAACAACCCUUAUGGCGAUGUCAGCAUUCCCAGAGCCAAGCUGCGCUCAUAUGACGACUCUAGCACGAUCAUCAUUAACCCCAUGGCGCUGGAGAGCUCGUACAAUGGGAGCGUUUCCCAUAACCCGUAUGGCAGUUUCAAAGUCCCGGGAGGAGACGGCGUGUCCGGUGUGCCUGUUUAUGGACAGUCUAAAGACACCAACCGGAACGGCACCUACACCGUAAAGGAGGAUGAGGAGCAAGUGAGCCGCUGCUACGCUUGCUGCUGCCGCUGUCGCAGGAAGAAGUGAGAACAUGUGGAGGAAGCCAAAGACUUUGAUUUGCAUUUGAAAGUAUAACAGAGUACAAAUUGCCUUCUAAACUGGAGCUGCUAGUUGAACUACUGACAACCAGGAACGUGUAUUUUCCCAAGAGCCUGUGGAAAAGUGGAUAUUUGAUAAAGACUGCAUUAUUAAAAGAUGGUUUAGGGUUGGAAACAGAGCAGUGUUAACACUAUAUUAUGUAUAUUCCAGCGGUCUUAGCAUUGAAGUUUUUGCUGGAUCUGAUGCUUUUGCUGUGUAACGAACAAGUAUGAUGUCAUCUCUAGAAUAAGUUAUUUUCAUCCCCAAUUAGUAAAGUCAUUCUGCCUCUUGGAUCAAUUCCAAAGUGCUUGAUGACAAGCAGUAUUUAAAUUCAUAGGCUUUGCUACACUAUUCAUGACAGUGCUUAGGGAUCCCUCAGGGCUCGACACUGAGACCACUUGUCUUGAUCUUUAAGCUUCUUUGUAUACUGGCAAACGAGGAAGCCCAAGUUUCAGGUGAACCACACCUUGGUAGAGAGCGCAUUUUUUCCACAGAGUCUCACCCACAUGAUGGAUUACAGACAAGUGGAGAUCCAACAAUGCAUUUCUGGUUAAGGAUAAAGAUUGGGAAUAGACACUUCCUCACACAUAAGCGUUUAAAGUUGUGUACCAAAACUGUGAGCAUCCAGUUUUUUUCCUUUUUUGAAAAUGUUCAUAUAGAGUAAGUCAGUGUCUGGAAUCCUGAUAAAUAUUCAGGACUGAAGAUUCUGUUUUAGAUAACUAAGUUAAAAAUUUAAGCAAAUUCAUGAAAUUGAACAUGAUAAAUACUUUGUGUAAAAAAUAUAUUUUUUAGUCCCGUCCUUCGAAGCAUGCCUUCAGUCAAUGCUGCAAUGGAUUUAAUCAUCAGAUUUAAUGUAAAAGUGUGAAAUUCUAAAAGAUUCUACUUUCCGUUCAAAUUUUUUUACCAACGAUCUUAUUAAAAUUUUAAUGGAAUUUUAAAAUGAGGAAAGAAAAACAUUUGCACUAGUGCUCUCAAACUUCUAGACCACCCUGUAUGUUAAAGUGAAACAUUAUUAAGGUACUGUGACACGGAAGAAGGAAGGCAACUUCUCAGCAGUAAGAGGAAAUAACCAAUAACAGGUACACCAGAACUAUAAAUAUGUAAAAGGAACAAAACAAUUUUUAAAUUCCUAUUAAUUUGAUAAUAUCUUAGUUCCAACCAUGUUUAUUGUCAGCACCUAAUUACAGUGCUAUUAAUUAAGUUACUAGCACUGUACACCAACAACAUUAUUAUUUUAAAUAUACUGUAGCUUGAAUGAAGGAUUUUCAGAGUGAAUGUGCAUAUAAUCUUGGGUAAAGUCCUUAUAUUUAAUUGUUAGUCCAUUACAUUGGUGGGCUAGCUAACCCAAUUCUCUCUAAAAAUGCUUUUUUAAAUAAUACAUAUUUCAUAUAGUUUAUAAUUUGACAAUAAUAUAUAAUUUUUCAAACUUCCUAAAUAUCUUCAUAUCAUGCUGUAAAUAUCAUGUUACAUAAAAAAAAUAUUUUUAAAGCCUGCUGAUCCACAUGUAUUAAAGGGACGAUUGAUGAACCUG
Molecule: messenger RNA, 2269 nt
Organism: Clarias gariepinus (North African catfish)
Lineage: Eukaryota; Metazoa; Chordata; Actinopteri; Siluriformes; Clariidae
Exons: 2
Coding region: 385-687 (100 amino acids)
Source: RefSeq, a predicted model, not a curated record